AUGGACUAUUCACCCCUGACCCUGCAAAGUAGACCCGAGUCUUUCAAGCCCAAGAUCGUCCAGCUCUAUGAGAACCUCUUCAAGGCGGCCGACGACACAGAUCCAUCGGAAGGAUUCUGGAGAGAGUUCUUCCUGCUGCCUCCGGACCGGAAUCAGCUGCAUGACAUUCUGGACAAUCUGAGUCCAGACGACACACUGAGCCUCCAGAUUCAAACGCAACGUUUCUUUGUUCGCGCCAUUCGGGAAGCGGCAGCUGGGGUCGCCCCGGCAGCCUCCUAUGCGCUAGAUACUUUGACUAUCUUCUUGACGAGCAUCUUGAGCAAAAAAUACACCAAUCCGAGCUCGGACGUCAUCACUGUUCUUGCUGGACUCGAUGAAGUGGACCAUGUAAUCUCCGAAUUCGUGACUGUCUUGGACAGAACUAUUCGUAAUGGAAGCACACUCGAUGUGCGGCUCAAGGCCAUCAAAACGGCCAUUGCCAUGACCAGCGGAGCAUACAAAACCAGCUUGGUCUCCUAUUUCACACACAGGGACCUGUUCCCAUCGCUAAUGAAGUAUGUUGCCGACUCCGAGACUUCGCUGCAAGUCUUUGAACCAUUCCUUCUCCUGGGGCUGUUUGCAAACUACAACAAGUUUGAAUUUCAAAAUCCCUAUCAAAAUCGACUCGAUGACUUUGUCAAUGAGGCUAGCAUUCAAAAAGUUGCGAAGGGCGUUGGUCUCGCCUGUGGCGGCCUGCGCAAUGGCUAUGUUGCUGUACAAGAUGACAUCCCAGAGGGGUGGAAUUUGGCUAAUACGUUGAUAUUUUUUGGUCUGCGAGCUCUCGCUCCAGGAGCCAAAGACAAAGCGACACCCCCUUCUGCAGAGGAUGCGAAGGCAAUGUUUGCUGAUCUACCCUCCCAAGAGGCCUCCAUUCUUCUUGCCACAUACGACUUCACAAACGCCAACAAGUUGUUUGGAUAUCAUUUAGUUCAUAUGAAGCCAGAGAACGUUGCAGAGGAAUCCCCAUUCUCCAGCUUCCUCUCGUUGACAUCCUAUCUCCUCCAGCAUGCAUACCGAUCGCCGCGCGUCGGACAUUACGCGGAGCUGAACCUAUUCACACUUCGAAUCCUCGUCGAGGACUCGACAAUCUGUAAACACAUCUGCGCAGAUGAUGGCAAGCGCAAAGUCCGUAUCUGUCGACAGAAACAACCCUACCUCCCUCUGGUCAGCGGAGACCGGGUCCUUGCGACCGUCAUUUUCGAUAUCGUGAUCGAUACCAUCACCCACAACCUCCGACGUCGGCUCGAUGUCAACAUCUACAGCCACACCAUCGCCAUAAUUCUCCGCCUCCUGACAUAUCUCUCCAAAAACAAAAUCCGCUUAACAUAUCAUUGGUCUGAGCUCUGGCGGACUCUUCUCUCCCUGAUGCGCUUCCUCACAACCUAUGCCUCAGAUCUAACUAGUGUCUCAAGGAUCGAAACCCUCACAACGAGCCUUGCUGAUCUAAUUGCCUUCUGCGUCUCAGGCGGUGAUACCUUCCUCCCAGACCCAGCCUCUUACGACGAUCUUUUCUACAAACUCGUUGAAACAGGCCCCAUCAUCUCUAAAUUCCGCGACGCCUUUGCCAAAUCUAAUGAGAAAGCUGCCAUCGAGACACUCCAGUCUGUGUCUACGCACUUCUACACCUUGCUUUUCCACGAGGGUGGAGAGGCCCCCGCGGUUGCUACCAAGGCCGAUGAGCCCACGCCGGUGGCGCUGCCUUCUAUCAAAAAGAAGAACCUGAGUCCCAAGGAGGUCCACCGCAUUAUCAAACAGGGUUAUGACACUUUGAGUAUCCAGCCACCUGAGGGGUUGAGUGCUUGGGUUAAGUGGCGCGAAGCGGAGUGGAAGAGUGAGUUGAAGCGCGCGACGAGGUGUGCUGUUGACGAUGCGAGGCAACUAGUUGCUUAG
Messenger RNA from Penicillium brevicompactum, 1929 nucleotides. Its product is annotated as ARMH3 family protein. The transcript is spliced from 8 exons. Lineage: Eukaryota; Fungi; Ascomycota; Eurotiomycetes; Eurotiales; Aspergillaceae. Bases 1 to 1929 code for a protein of 642 amino acids. Gene Ontology annotation, biological process: regulation of Golgi organization. The record is from RefSeq and is a predicted model, not a curated record. Gene Ontology annotation, cellular component: cytosol.